Messenger RNA from Cajanus cajan (pigeon pea), 764 nucleotides. RefSeq lists its product as uncharacterized. The record is from RefSeq and is a predicted model, not a curated record. Gene Ontology annotation, molecular function: phenylpyruvate tautomerase activity. Lineage: Eukaryota; Viridiplantae; Streptophyta; Magnoliopsida; Fabales; Fabaceae.
AAUAAGAAUAAAACGAUAUGUCGUGUAAGGGUAUAAAUUAAUUGUCAGCAAUAGCAGAGUUGGUAACCGGAGAGAAAAAAAAUGCCGUGCCUCAACAUCACCACCAACGUCUCCCUCGACGGCGUCGACACCUCCUCCAUCCUCUCCGAAGCCACCUCCUCCGUCGCCAACAUCAUCGGAAAACCCGAGGCCUAUGUGAUGAUUGUACUGAAAGGAUCAGUACCCAUAGCUUUUGGUGGGACUGAGCAGCCUGCAGCUUAUGGAGAAUUGGUUUCCAUUGGUGGUCUUAACCCCAGUACGAACAAGGAACUUAGUGCUGCAAUUGCUGCAAUUCUGGAAACCAAGUUGUCGGUGGCCAAGUCACGGUUCUUCUUGAAAUUUUAUGACACUAAGGGUUCCAACUUUGGAUGGAAUGGAUCUACAUUCUGAAUUCAUGUUACAUCGGUUGUUGUACCAUGAGUGUUGGAUGGAAUCUUCAUUAUGUUUCCCGUGUUUAUCUCUAUGUUUGAUGUCAUAAUAUAAGCACAAGCUAUUUCUGGUAGCCUAAGCGUGGGUAUCAUGCAAAUGUAACUUUAUUAAUUGCAACUUGCAAGGAUAAAUGGGGAUGACAUGUGUUUGACACUUUUUGUGUCAAGCAUUAUCUGGCACUCCUUAAAAUGAUCAUUUGUAUUGAUUAUGCAUUUUAUGAAUUAAGCUUGAGACCUAGAUGUGAACCUGAUUAUUUCUUAUUAAGUUGCUAUCAUUGUUGUUCGGUGAUAGAUCAA